Molecule: messenger RNA, 3679 nt
Organism: Salvia miltiorrhiza (redroot sage)
Lineage: Eukaryota; Viridiplantae; Streptophyta; Magnoliopsida; Lamiales; Lamiaceae
Product: E3 ubiquitin-protein ligase UPL6
Exons: 26
Coding region: 146-3232 (1028 amino acids)
Biological process (GO): protein polyubiquitination; ubiquitin-dependent protein catabolic process
Molecular function (GO): ubiquitin protein ligase activity
Source: RefSeq, a predicted model, not a curated record
GUUACUGUUGAAUCACUGUAAACUACGUUUUUCUCUACAUCUUUCUUCCUCCUUUAGGACUAGGAGACUUCCGCUUGAUUUCUUCAUCAACAAGUCUAGCUUCUGAAUUAGGGUUUUAGAUUGGCAGAAUAUCGAAUUUGGAAAUAUGUUUUUCAGCGGUGAUCCGACCACGCGAAAACGGGUGGAUUUGGGUGGUCGGAGCUCCAAAGAGCGAGACCGCCAGAAGCUUCUGGAGCAGACGCGACUGGAGAGGAACCAACGCCUAUGGCUCCGUCAGCAGAAUUCGGCUGCUCUUAUAAUUCAGAAAUGCUUCAGAGGAAGAAGGGUGGUCGAGUGUGAACGUUCCAAAGUCCGUGAGAAGUUUUUCCUGAACUAUGGGCAGUAUUGUCAAGAUGUCAACAGGCAGUGUUUUGGACCAGAUUCAGAUUGUAUCUACCAGUUUCUUUUCUUCUUUAACCCGAGAUAUGUAGCUGAUUUUUCAGCCCUUGUGGAGAUAUGCCGAUUGCUUCUAGAAUUUGUUCGUGAUAGUGGUGAUGCAGUGAGCCUCUUUGCUGGCACGGUUUACUCAUCCAACUGUGCUCUGGUGGAGUACAGGGUUAAAAAUCUUGCUUAUGCUUGCCUUCGUGCGAUCUACCAAAAUAGGGAUCAUUUGAAAGAUCAGUUAUUUUCCGCACCUGAGAAGUUCAAUCAAUCAGCAAACGUAUUACUAGAGGCUGUUAUUUUAUUGAUUGAUCCAACACUACCUUGGGCAUGUAACGUAGUGAGCUAUUUGUCAGAAAGAAACAUGUUCUCCAUGCUCAGAGAAAUUUUCCUGCUGGAGAAGAAAAAUUUGCAAGGUUCUACAGGGAAUAUCUCUGCAUUGGAACGCCUUCUUGCCCUUAUAAUUUCUCAUGUUGAUCAAGCAUCUUGUACUUGUUCAAGUAGUGAUCCUCGAAGGAGCUUCUCAUCCCAGAUACUUGUGGUUCCUUUCUUAUGGCGGUUGUUCCCACACCUGAAAGAGAUUUUUGCUGCACCACAUUUGAGUCAACAUUAUCUUCAUCAAAUGGUAUCAUGUGUGAAAGAUCAUACCAAUGUGCUGCCUGGUGAUAUAUCAAGUGAUUUUCCCAGUUAUGCUUGCCUUCUAGGAAAUCUUUUGGAAGUUGCUGGGGUUGCUAUUGCUCAGCAUGGUUCAUUUGCAUGGGCUAUAGAUUUUGCGAUUGUUUCGACAUACUUAGUCCAAGCACUUCCUCCUCUCCAAACAUCAAACCAAGGAGAUUCUGCAAUGAAUGAAGAUGAGAUGCUGGUUGGUGAUGAGCUUUCACAAAUAACUUUGAAUAGGGAUUUGGAACAACAGAUAUUUAAUGCUUUAGAUCCUCGGUUUCUUCUACAAUUGAUUAAUGUGUUAUUGGGGGUGCUUGUUCCUACAAGUUCACAUAAAGGCAAACCUGAUGAUAAAGAGGUGGCUGCUGUUGAUGCGGCUUGUUCUUUUCUGCACGUGACUUUCAACAUUUUACCCCUAGAGCGGAUUAUGACUAUAUUAGCUUAUAGGACAGAGCUGGUUCCCAUCCUAUGGAGCUUUAUGAAGAGAUUGCAUGAGAAUGAUUCAUGGUCUUCCUUGUCUGAGCGGUCAGCUUAUAUGCCUGCCAAUGCUCCUGGUUGGCUACUGCCUUUAGCAGUUUUCUGCCCUGUCUACAAGCACAUGCUAAUGAUUGUUGACAAUGAGGAGUUUUAUGAACAAGAGAAGCCACUGUCACUGAAGGAUAUUGGAUUAUUAAUUGUCAUCUUGAGACAGGCUUUGUGGCAGAUUCUUUGGCUCAAUCCAGUGGUAACACCUGAUUUCUCGAAGUCUGAAGAUGGUAUAUCUGCUAUGAAGAGGAACCCCAUAGAAUUUCUUCAACACAGGGUUUGUGUGGUUGCUUCUGAGCUCAUGUCACAGUUGCAAGACUGGAAUAACAGACGGGAAUUUACCUCCCCAAGUGACUUCAAUGCAGAUGUUCCCAGUGAUUUGUUUAUGUCUCAGGCACUAACAGAGAAUACAAGGGCAAAUGACAUUCUAAAACAAGCUCCUUUCUUGGUUCCUUUUACAAGCAGAGCUAAAAUUUUUCACUCACAGCUAGCUACUAUGAAAGGGAGAAUUAGUGUUCAUCCAAUUUAUAACAGAAACAGAUUCAAAAUAAGAAGAAGUCAUAUAUUAGAGGAUUCUUUCAGCCAAUUAAAUGCAUUGACUGAAGAGGAUCUUCGAGGAGCGAUCCGUAUAACUUUUGUUAAUGAACUUGGAGCCGAGGAGGCUGGUAUUGAUGGUGGAGGUAUUUUCAAAGAUUUCAUGGAAAACGUUACUCAGGCAGCAUUUGAUAUCCAGCAUGGACUGUUUAAGGAAACUGCGGAUCACCUUCUGUACCCGAAUCCUGGAUCUGCAGUGGUAAAUGAGCAACAUCUUCAGUAUUUUCACUUUCUUGGAACUAUUCUUGCUAAGGCAAUGUUUGAGGGGAUUCUCGUUGAUAUACCAUUUGCAACAUUCUUCUUGAGCAAAUUGAAACAAAAGUAUAACUACUUGAAUGACUUACCUUCCUUGGAUCCAGAAUUGUAUCGCCACUUGAUUUUCCUAAAGCAUUAUGGGGGUGAUAAUACCCAGUUAGAAUUGUACUUUGUAAUCGAUAACAAUGAAUAUGGAGAGCAAACAGAAGAAGAGCUGCUUCCAGGAGGAAAAAGCAUCCGAGUAACGAAUGAGAAUGUCAUUACUUUCAUUCAUUUGGUAGCCAACCAUCGGUUAAACUUUCAGAUACGUCAACAAAGUUCACAUUUUUUGAGAGGAUUCCAACAGCUAAUACCAAAAGAAUGGAUCGACAUAUUUAAUGAGCAUGAACUUCAGCUUCUAAUAUCUGGUUCAGUAGAUGGAUUUAAUGUCGAUGAUCUUCGAGCUCAUACUAAUUACACUGGAGGCUAUCAUGAGGACCACUAUGUUAUCGAAAUGUUUUGGGAAGUGAUUCAGAACCUUAGCUUGGAAAAUCAGAGGAAACUUUUGAAAUUUGCAACUGGAUGUUCUCGUGGGCCUUUGCUUGGAUUUAAAUACUUGGAACCUACGUUUUGCAUACAGAGGACUGCUGGUCAUGCAUCUGAAGAGACUCUUGACCGGUUGCCAACAUCCGCCACUUGCAUGAAUCUUCUCAAACUUCCUCCCUAUAGAAGUAAACAGCAAUUGGAGCAGAAACUGCUGUACGCUAUAAACUCUGAUGCUGGUUUUGACUUGAGUUGAAUGAGGCCGAUUACCAUCCAGCAAAAAGAUUGCUUUUCAAGUGUGCCCAACAACUCCCCGCCCCCGACUCACUGGCUCUGAGCUAGCUAGCAAGUAAACUGCCCCACAGAAGAGAGAUUGCUGCAGUUUUGUGAGGGAGGAGCCACACAACUCCGACUCGCUUUCAAGGGUAAUGAGUGCUACAACAAUCAGUCCUAUAGAGCAAGUGGGUGAAACGUUUAGAGAGAGACGGUGUAGAUAUUACCAUAGCUGUAUAUAUGUGGCUGGGCGUGUCGGUUGUGUAUAUUACCAUGUAUUGUUGAGUGCGAGCAGGACCUGCGCAAGUGGUCCUGUUUGUAAACUGUUUUACUGUAAUCAACUUCAUUUUGAAAUCCAUAACAAAUUAUAUAAACCAGUAUUUGCUUGUGGCCAAAUUGUUGAAUAAAGUGUAAAGAGUAUUUGAAUUGA